Messenger RNA from Pogona vitticeps (central bearded dragon), 4634 nucleotides. NCBI's taxonomy places the organism in Eukaryota, Metazoa, Chordata, Lepidosauria, Squamata, Agamidae. The record is from RefSeq and is a predicted model, not a curated record.
GCGUUUUGCUUCCUUUCUUUGCAUUUUGCUUCCUAGGCUUGCACAGACCGGCAGGGCGACCUCUUCCACAACCCCACCUCUUUCUAAAGCUGUUCCUCCGGUUGGCCCCGGGGAGGUGGGGGGCAUUCGCGGCGCCUUCUGGCAGCGAGGGCGGAGCCCGCGCGAGGCUUUUGCCGGCCUCGCCGGCGACAGACCCAAAGGAAAAGGCGGGAGAGGGAGGCCUGCGAAGCCUUCGGACCUUUCCGCGGGCUGCCGGAGGGGCGGUCCCCGCAGCACCCCCAGCAGCCGGAAGGCGGGAGCUGAAAAGGAUCUGGGUCCCUGGGACUGUGCGUCGCCUCCCCCUCUUGCCUGCCCGUUCCCCUUCCCCGGGGGAGCCGUUGUUUCCCCCCCUCAUGGGGCGCCCCCGGCGCUGGAGAGCCGUGCAAGGGCUGCUGCGGAGCUGUUACGCGGAGGUGCUGCCGCUGGAAGCCUUCGUGGAGCGCUUGCAAGGGCAGGCGCAGGCCGAGGGCCCGUUGGUGCCGCUGGUGCAGGAGGGGGACCCGGCGUGCUACCGUCACCUGGUGGAGCGGUGCCUGGUGGGGCGGGCGCCGGGCUGCAAGGCUCUCCCCUCGCGGGUUGUGUUCCAGCAGGUUUCCAGUCUGAACGAUGUUGUCGCAAGAGUCAUUCAGAGGAUAUGUGAAAAGAAAAAGAAAAAUCUCCUGGCGUCUGGCUAUUCCUUAUUGAAUGAGAAUAAUUACCAGCUGUCCUGCAUGCCAAAUAUCUAUACCUACUUGCCCAACAAUACAACCGAGACCAUUCGCCAGAGUAUUCUCUGGGAAAUAAUUCUGAGCAGAGUUGGGGAUGAUGUCAUGAUGUACCUUUUGGAGCACUGUGCUCUCUUUAUGCUUGUGCCUCCUAGCUGCUGUUACCAAAUGUGUGGGCAGCCCAUCUAUGAACUAGCUUUAAGGAAUGCAACACUGUCUUCUGCAUUCUUCCGACAGAGGUAUCCUGGGCCAACGCGUAGUGCCUUAUCAGGUUACCUGCAAAAAAGGUUGAAGUCCUGUGGGAAGUUCCUAGCAACAGCAAACAGGAAGAAAGGGAACUCCAGAAGUCAGAAAUCAAGAAAAAUACAGAAAGGUUUAGAGUGUGACUGUCGGUUAUCUCCAAUGGGUUAUGAAGUUCAUGGGCUAAAACCUGCAAAAAGCAAACCAUUUGCAGGGAUGAGUAUUUGCAGAGAGAGUGUGCAAAGGUCCGAUCAGUGCACAUCUUUAACAGCACCAUUGCUAAAACGGAAAUGGACAGGUCAGUGUGGCACUAGUGCUAAAAGAGUAAAAAUCAUGCAAACAGAGGAAGAAUUAGAAAAAGAAAUGAGAAAUCUCGUUCCAACCAAAAGCAAAAAUAUAGUCAUGCUAGAUGAUGGUGGUGAUGGUAGCACAUCUAAAAGAUGUGCAAGGUUGUGUACAGAAGAUGGGUUAAUUGUUGUGAAGUCUGUUCCUCAGAGCCCUGAAUGUGGGGCACAGAUGUCUAAUGUACCUUAUGCAGUACCUGAUAAUCAAGAAUCUUUUUUAUGUGAUAAGAUUCUAACGCUGGAUAAUGAGAGUGAAACACUCUGUGAAUUGAACAGUAGAAGAGAAUCCAGCACCAGACAGCCAAAGCUGAGAACAGGAGAUUCUGAUGUUUGUUUUGGACAGCCAUUAGGAACAGAAAUGACGAGUGGAGGACGUGGCUGUAAAACCCGUGUAUCUAAAUCAGUUCAGAAUUCUGAUCGCAGUUCUGUUCCGGUCACGUAUAUUGAGAGACGCUUUCUCUUGUAUUGUCACCGGCAGCUGAAAGAGCGUUUACCUGAGUCUUUUAUAUUGAAUCGUCUGAAAAGUUUUUCAUCUGGGGGAAGGCGGCUAGUGGAGGUGAUAGUCUUGGACAGUAAGAUCACAAAGCAGCCUGACAGUAUAAAUCCUCGAAGCUCUGGUAAGAGAAAGAGGAGGCUUCCAAAACGCUAUCGGGAAAUGAGAGACCUGUUUCAAGAACUAUUGGAGAACCACUCAAAGUGCCCUUAUCUGAAGGUGUUAAGAAAGAAUUGCCCUGUUUGGGUCUCUGAGUCAGUCCAGAAGAGCACAGAAGGAGAGAGUGACAAAGAGAAAGACCAUCGCAAGGGGAGAAGCUCAUCCAGGUCACGCCAGGACACUACCCUAGAAAAUUGCUUCAGGCUUGCACCAGAUGGUUUGAAUCCAUUUCCAGGAACCUCAGAAGAUUCCAUUAGAAAAUCUGAAAAUGCGGAGUUGAAGAGAAAAAACACUGAGGGGCAGAUUUCCCCAGAUUCUUCCAGCUCUGGCGUCAUGACGUUCCUUAAACAGCAUAGCACUCACUGGCAAGUGUAUAUGUUUGUGAGGGAAUGUAUAGAGAGAGUGGUACCUGCUGCUCUCUGGGGUUCCAGCCAUAACAAAUGCCGCUUCUAUAAAAAUGUGAAAAAAUUCAUCUCUCUUGGGAAGUUCAACGUAUUUUCUUUGCGAGAACUGAUGUGGAAAAUGAGGGUGAAGAAUUGUGUUUGGCUCCGUCUGAACAAAGAACAGGGACAUUUUGUUCCUUCUUCUGAACAUCGUUUUCGUCAAGAUCUGAUGGCCAAAUUCCUCUAUUGGCUGAUGGACUCCUAUGUUGCAGAGCUGCUCCGAUCUUUCUUCUACAUCACAGAGACCAUGUUUCAGAAGAACCUACUUUUCUUCUUCAGAAAAAGUAUUUGGAGCAAGUUAGAAAGCAUUGGAAUCAGGAACCAUCUGGCCAAAGUGCAUCUUCGUGUCUUAUUAAAGGAGGAGAUCAAAACUCUGCAGCAGCAGAAGUGUGUUCCCUUGGCAUCCAAACUCCGCUUCAUCCCCAAGCCAAAUGGACUGCGACCUGUGGUCAAGCAGAACGGUGUGGUAGGAGCGGAAACUUUCAGCAGAAAAGCCGGAGAAAAAAAGAUUCAGUACUUCAACACACAACUUAAAAACUUGUUUAGUGUUCUUAAUUAUGAACGAAUAAAGAAUCCCUCGUUGCUUGGUUCUUCCGUGUUUGGAAAAGAUGAUAUCUAUGCAGUGUGGAAGAAGUUUGUUUUGAAGGUUUUGAAGUUGAAUGCUGUAUUGCCUAGAUUCUAUUUUGUGAAGGCUGAUGUUAUAGGGGCUUAUGACAGCAUUCCCCACAAUAAACUGGUAGAAGUGAUUUUGCAAGCUCUUUCUCCGGACGAGAAGACUACCUACAGUAUACGACGCUAUGCCGUUAUCAUAAGGACAAGAAAUGGACUUAUACGAAGAUAUUACAGGAGACAUGUAUCUACUUAUAAGGAGUUUAUCUCUGAUAUGAAAGAGUUUAUUAAUCAUCUUCAAGAAGUCACCUCACUGCGAAAUGCAGUAGUAGUUGAGCAGAGUGUUUCUUUGAAAGAAAGCAAUACCAGCCUCGCUGAGUUUUUUUUGAAGUUUAUCCAAAAUAGUAUCCUGAAGAUUAAGGACAGGUACUACGUCCAGCGCUGUGGAAUCCCACAAGGCUCCAUUUUGUCUACUCUGCUUUGCAACCUCUGUUACGGAGACAUGGAGAAUAAGUUACUGCAGGGUGUGCAGAAAGAUGGAGUGUUGAUGCGUUUAACUGAUGAUUUCUUGCUUGUUACGCCUCAUUUAACACAAGCAAAAAUGUUUUUGAGGACUCUUGCCAUGGGAGUUCCUGAAUAUGGCUUUGUCAUAAAUCCAGCUAAGACAGUGGUGAAUUUUCCCAUUGAUGAGGACAUCCCAGGAUGCUCAGAGUUCAAGCAGUUACCAGCUCACGGUGUCAUCCCAUGGUGUGGAUUGUUAAUUGAUACCCAAACCCUUGAAGUUUACUGUGAUUAUUCCAGCUAUGCCUGCACAUCUAUCCGAUCCAGCCUGUCUUUCAACUCUAGCACCAAAGCGGGUGUGCGCCUGAGAAAUAAACUGCUUGCAGUGCUGCAGCUGAAAUGCCACAGUUUGUUCGUAGAUUUACAGAUCAAUAGUCUAAGAACAGUCUGUAUUAAUAUCUACAAGAUACUUCUGCUUCAAGCCUACAGGUUCCAUGCAUGUGUUCUUCAGCUUCCAUUUAACCAAAAAAUUAAGAGCAAUCCCAGAUUUUUCCUGAAGAUAAUCUCUGAUACCGCUUCAUGCUGCUUCUCUGUUUUGAAAACUAAAAAUAAAGAUGUUUCUUUUACUUCUACUGGUACUUCAGUGGUGCUGACAUACGAAGUGGUACAAUGGCUCACCUACCAUGCCUUUGUUAUUAAGCUGACAAAUCACAAGGUUAUUUACAAGUGUCUUCUUGCACCAUUGAAACACUGUAAAAAACGGUUGCUUCGGCAAAUUCCAGAAACUACUGUCCAGUUCCUAAAAGAAGUGACAGAACCAUCCCUAUAUGAAGACUUUAAAGCUAUUCUGGAUUAAUUGCCUGUGACCACAUUCCUCUUGAAACUCCAAUUCAUCCUCUUCAUGCAAUAUGUUCAUGCAGUAAGUUCUCCUAAGGCUACCUGGAAGUGUAAUAAAGCUUUGCCAUUUUCACUAAGCAAUGAAAUGUUAAACCACUUCAGUAUCUGUGUUUUUUUCUCCUCAAUCAAAGUGUGGCUAAUCCCUUUGAUCAUACAGGGAGAAAAUGGACACUGCAGUCACACUUUAAAUAAAUUGUGAAAUAAU